This is a messenger RNA of Uncinocarpus reesii 1704, 4362 nucleotides long. RefSeq lists its product as uncharacterized. Gene Ontology annotation, biological process: transmembrane transport. The transcript has 15 exons. Lineage: Eukaryota; Fungi; Ascomycota; Eurotiomycetes; Onygenales; Onygenaceae. Gene Ontology annotation, cellular component: membrane. Gene Ontology annotation, molecular function: ATP hydrolysis activity; ATP binding; ABC-type transporter activity. The record is from RefSeq and is a predicted model, not a curated record. The coding region runs from base 1 to 4362 and encodes 1453 amino acids.
AUGGCUUCCCAUAACUUAUCAUCGUGUGUGCAAAUCGACGAUACCUUCGGGCCGUAUGCGUUACACUGUCGGGGCGGCUUCGACUUUACGCUCCUGUUCGAGGAGACCUUUCUCACUAUUGUGCCUCUCGGGUUGCUGCUGCUCAUCGCGCCGUUCCGUAUCUUCUACCUAUUGAAAAAGCGGAAGAAAGUCAAUGAUGGCCCAUUAGUACAUUUGAAGCUUACCACGCUCUCCGCGUUCGCAGUCCUGCACUUGAUUCUUCUAGUGCUUUGGGUCCGACCGACGCUAUGGCUACGACGGGAGAACGACUUUGGCUAUCUGAUCGCUCUUGCGUUCACUGUGACUGUGGCUCUCAAAGCCGUGAUCUUGCUUUUAGAGGGAGCAUCAAAGCGUGGCAUUCUGAAAACUGAGUACCAAUCCUACCCCCCGGAGGCGACGAGUGGAAUUAUCAACCGGUCCCUCUUUUGGUGGAUUAACCCAUUGCUCUGGUUUGGAUACUCCAAUUUUCUUUCAAUUGAGGACCUUUAUAACCUUGAUAAGCACCUUCUUUCGGAGCGGGUGCAUCAGCGGAUGGAGAUAGCAUGGAACAAAGUUACGAAAAAGGGCCCUCACUCAUUGCUGCUUGUCACGAUGAAGGUCUUGAAAUGGCCAUUGCUGUCGAUUAUAAUUCCACGUCUUUGUCUUAUCGGAUUCAUGUUUGGGCAACCAUUCCUGAUCAACAGAGCAAUCAAAUUUGCUACAUACCCACCGAUAGAUGGGGCAGCUUCUGGGGAAAACGCUGAUAGCGUUGGAUACGGUUUAAUCGCAGCUUAUAUCCUUGUUUAUGUCGGCAUAGCAGUAUCGAUGGGACAAUAUCAACACUUAACCUAUCGGGCAAUUACAAUGGCCCGAGGUGGCCUCAUUGGAAUGCUGUAUAGGAAAGCAACCGAUCUAAGCAUAAAAGACGUCGAUCCGGCCGCGUCCAUGACACUGAUGAGCGCCGAUAUCGAGCGGAUCGUUCAUGGUUGGCAAACCAUGCAUGAAAUUUGGUCCAAUGCCGCCGAGGUUGGCAUUGCGAUUUUCCUCCUUUACAACCAGCUUGGAAUUGCUUGUGUGGUACCAAUUGUGGUAUCAGUUGUGUCCCUUUUCUUGUCAAUCAUCGCGAUGAACUUUGUGAUGGCUCACCAGGCCCUGUGGCUUGAAGCAAUUGAAAGGCGUAUUUCGGCCACCACCACCAUGCUUAAUUCCAUGAAGGGCGUCAAAAUGUGUGGUCUCAAACAGACACUACUCACAAAUCUACAUAAUUUGCGAAUUGAGGAAUUGACGAUCUCCAAAAAAUUCAGAAAGCUACUAAUUUGGAACAUGGGUUUUGCAUACAUAUCCCAGGUUUUCAGCCCUAUUCUCACAUUUAUGGUCUUUGCUAUCUUGGCAAAACGCGAUGGGAAUAACUCAAUCCUCGACUUCGCAAGGGUCUUUACAUCCCUGGCGCUUUUCGCGCUUUUGUCCGAGCCCUUACAGUCUCUGAUCAUGGCAUUGGCGACGUUCCUUGGCUCGGUAGGUUGCUUCGCUCGAAUCCAGGAGUUCCUGGAUAAACCCACCCGUGUCGACCCCAGGCAUAAGCCAAUGGACAUAUCGGAUGACGUCACGAACAGCUCACAGAGCCUCCUAGCAACGGCGAGGAACAGCAUCACAACAGAAAAGACUAGGGUAUCAAGCGCCCCAAGUAUCUUGGAUACUUCCAAAUUGACCUUUCCGUUCAAGGAUGUGCCUCAGCCGCUCUCCGGGCGGGAAGUGGUUUCUAUUCAAGACGGAUCUUUUGGCUGGGAUCCCGAAAAAGAGCCGCUUCUUAAGGAAAUAAGCUUGUCGAUCCCCCGAGAGAAACUCACAAUGAUAGUUGGCCCUGUGGGGUGCGGAAAAUCCACUCUUCUCAAGGCUAUUCUCGGUGAAGUACCAUGCAUGGGCGGACGCGUCGAUGUGUCCACUUUAAACAUGGCUUACUGUGACCAGACCCCAUGGCAUAUGAAUGAAUCUAUCCGAGACAGUAUCACUGCCGUAUCGGGUUUUGACGAGCAAUGGUAUACUACCGUCCUACGCGCAUGCUCUUUAGAGGAAGAUCUUCGACAACUUCCUAGAGGCGAUCGGACGAUCGUUGGAAGCAAGGGAAUCGCGCUCAGUGGGGGCCAGAGUCAACGUAUUUCACUUGCCCGAGCCGUGUAUGCACAGAAGGAGGUUGUCAUCCUGGACGAUGUCCUCAGUGGCCUUGACGCCUCAACCGAAAAUCACAUCUUCCAUAAUCUUCUAGGGCGAAAUGGGUUGUUGAGAAGACUCCACUCAACCGUCAUCCUCGUCUCCUCAUCCCCUAAGCGACUCCCUUAUUGCGACCACAUCAUUGCCCUUGACGCUGGGGGUAAGAUUUGCGAGCAAAGCGAUUUCGAGACCUUGAACUCCGCUGCAGGCUAUGUUUCCAGUUUCACACUCCCUCCUCCGGACUGGACAUACAAGCCAGAUCCCAAUACGGAUCAUAAUCUUUCGCUUCUUGCCCAAGAGGAGCCCGAAGGCCUUCGAACGAAUGAGGCCUUAGAGGCCGAAGCCAGCAGGAGAACAGGAGAUGUGAAAAUCUAUCUCUACUAUAUCGGCUCCGUUGGCUGGUUUGCUGCCGCCAUCUUCGUUAUUUUCGUCUGCGGUUUUGUUUUCUGUAUUGCAUUUCCAUCGAUCUGGCUUAAAAUGUGGGCGGAAGCAAAUCUCGCAAGGCCGUACGAACGAUUAGGCUACUACCUGGGUAUCUACGUUAUGCUCGGCUUCGUGGCGAUCUUCUGCCUCAUGGCUAGCUGUUGGCAAAUGAUUAUCACUAUGGUGCCGAAAUCCGGUGAAGCCUUCCACUUGACGCUACUGAAGACAGUUCUAAGUGCUCCGAUGUCGUUUUUCUCAACAACCGAUAUGGGUGUUACAAUCAACCGCUUCAGUCAGGAUUUGCAGCUCAUUGACAUGGAACUGCCUGUUUCUGCGCUCAAUACGUUUGCAACUUUCAUUCUCUGUAUCGCUCAGAUGAUCUUAAUCGGUGUAUCCUCCAUCUACGCUGCUAUUUGUUUCCCAAUUGUUCUUGGAGCUCUCUACUUUGUCCAAAAGUACUAUCUUCGAACAUCUCGACAACUUCGUUUCAUGGAUUUGGAAGCCAAAGCCCCUUUAUACUCCCAAUUCUCCGAAUGUCUGACUGGCCUGACAACAAUUCGAGCCUUUGGAUGGCAAAGAUCCCUGGAAGAGAAAAACCGCUUACUCCUUGAUCGGUCUCAAAAGCCGUUCUACCUUCUUUUCUCAGUUCAGCGCUGGUUAACCCUCGUGCUGGAUUUGAUCGUGGCCGCCAUCGCUACUAUCUUGAUUGUUCUUGUCGUUCAACUCCGGGGCACCAUUGGUGGCGGCUAUGCUGGUGUCGCAUUAGUGAACGUUGUCCAGUUCAGCCAAAGUAUCAAGCUAUUGAUUACCUUCUGGACAACCCUGGAAACCCACAUCGGUGCAAUCGCCCGUAUCAAGGUGUUUAAUGAAACGAUGGUCCCUGAAGACAAGGAUUCUGAGAACAACACACCCCCAACCAAUUGGCCGGGAGAGGGCGGUAUCGAAUUUAAGGAUGUUUCUGCUGAGUACAGACCAGGCGAGCCGGUCCUCAAGGGCGUAUCCCUGAAAAUAAACCCAGGAGAGAAGAUUGGUGUUUGUGGUCGAACUGGGAGUGGCAAAAGCUCAAUGGUUCUGAGCAUCUUUAGGAUGAUCGAGCUGAGCGGGGGUUCUAUCACAGUUGACGGUGUUGACCUCAGUACGAUACCUAGGCAAGAAAUCCGAUCGAGAAUCACCGGCGUCGCACAAGACGCUUUUAUUCUCAAAGGGUCGUUACGUCUCAAUACGGACCCAACUGGCUUCCUCGCUGAUGGCGCCAUUAUAAACGCAUUGAAGAGCGUGCACCUUUGGUCCGCCGUUGACGAGAACGGUGGUCUUGACGCCGAUAUUGACGACCUCCAUUUGUCACAUGGUCAAAAGCAAUUGCUCUGUCUCGCGCGGGCGAUGCUACGGCCAAGCUCCAUAUUGAUUCUUGAUGAAGCAACUAGCAAUGUCGAUAGCAAGACCGAUGAAAUCAUGCAACGCGUCAUCCGUGAGAAGCUUUCUCAACACACCAUUAUCGCCGUCGCGCACAAACUUGAUACCAUUCUUGAUUUCGACAAGGUGGCGUUGCUUGAGGGUGGUGUGCUCAAGGAGUACGAUGACCCAUAUACCCUCCUCUCGAGCGAUUCAGAGUUCAGCAAACUGUAUGCCAGCACGAUGUCGGAGCAGCCGGAUGAGGUGGGCAUCAUGGCGGAUGACAUUACCAUAUCAUCAAGAGCACCAGUCUCACGAUAA